This is a messenger RNA of Agrilus planipennis (emerald ash borer), 1813 nucleotides long. Its product is annotated as formin-like protein 14. Bases 137 to 1159 code for a protein of 340 amino acids. Gene Ontology annotation, cellular component: chitin-based extracellular matrix. The record is from RefSeq and is a predicted model, not a curated record. The transcript has 3 exons. Gene Ontology annotation, molecular function: structural constituent of chitin-based larval cuticle. Lineage: Eukaryota; Metazoa; Arthropoda; Insecta; Coleoptera; Buprestidae.
AGACCAGGAAUCAAUGCUUGGCUACCUUAGCUCCAGGACCUUGUAAGACCCCUUCCAUAAAGUGACAUUUAGACCUUAUAAAAGAUCCAUCGUGACCCCCGCCUACCUCCAGUGCUGUGCCAAUUGUUUCUGGACAAUGAUGUUGCUGAAUUUUGUACUAGUGGCCAGCCUGCUGGUUGGAGCUUUAGGUCAAAGGGAUUAUCUGGAUGAACCUCUGCGAGCACCACCACCAAGGAGACCAGCGCCAGCUAGAAUAGACCCUGACUAUUCCGGACCCGCGGCUCCUAGACCCACGCCUGUUCCUAUUUUAAAACAAAUCAACAGGCACAACGAAGAUGGUUCGUACACCUACGGUUACGAAAGUGCCGAUGGGUCGUUCAAAAUUGAGACCAAACUACCAACAGGGGAAGUGAAGGGUAAAUAUGGUUUUAUCGAUGACGUAGGCAAAGUGAGGGUUGUGGAAUACGGUGCGACCAAAUAUGGUUUUGAACCGUCCGGUGAAGGUAUAACUGUAGCUCCGCCAACUUUGGUCGACGACACCACACACAAGGAUGGUACCUUGAAAGCGGAAUAUGCCGACGAUCUCUACGAACCUGCCGCACCAGCCCCUAAGAGCAAAUACCAAAACUAUCCUCAAAACUUCCCAUCAAGAAAUGUUGCGCCGCAAUCAUUCCAGCCGGCGCCACCAAGGCCAAAGCCACAGCAAUAUGCACCAUUGCCACCCCCACCACCAGCCCCACAAAGAAAUUUCGGGCCCGCGCCUCCUCGACCCAACAUUCCAGGAGCAUCUCUUGCCCUUGAUUUUGGAGGACCCGCACGAGCAUCUCCUGCACCCGCUAGACCUCAGGCACCUCGUCAAUCAUUCCAACCGGAAGCAGUCCCAAUAGAAGAGGACAAUUACGAGCAAGAUCUUCCGGUACCACCAAGGCCAAAAGUCACAUACGCACGACCAGCACCCCCACCACCAAGACCCCAACAGCCUUCCUUCCAGCCUGAUUCCGACUUUGGACCACCACCACAGCGACCUGCGCACAGACCAGCAGCAGUUACAAGGCAAAUAGGAAGCGGACCCGGAAUUUUGGAUCAGCUGGCCAAGGACUAUGCACUUCCGGCCAACGGAGGAGCUCCCCUUCAUGAUAUCAGCUUCGGUUACUACUAGUACUGGUGUUGUAAGUGGGGGAACAAUUAUGAAAAUGUAGUAAAUAAUUUGCGUUACAUGAGAGAAAGUCAACCUUGUGGUGCCCUUGAUGUGAGUUGUUUCCAUUGUCAGACUUUAUAUCACAUAUGUAGGUAAAGUUCUAAACUACCUUUUCGAUGUAUUCGCGUGAUAAAAUGAGUAUUGGUAAAAUCAAAUUUUCUUUCGCUGAAAAAAUUCUCCUAUUCUUUUAUUUCUUCAUGGGGAAGUAUUUUUAUUUUUCUUCCGAUUGAGCAACUCUCUUUCUUGCUUCUAUCCAGUUUCAUUACCACUUCUACUUCACUAUUAGUUUCUUUUGAUUAGGUGCUGAUGCUUCUUUAAAUUUGUUUUUAUUGUAUUUUAUUUAACUGUUUGUCUUUCAAUAUGUUUAACUAUCUUAAGAAUUUCUGAUGUAUAAUCGGGUCCGUGUACAUGGGUAGUCAUACUUAUGGUAUUUUUAUUUAUGUAUUUUAAUAUUGUGUAAUACCUUUCCCGUUCGCAGACUGUUACGUUUUAUAUGUAAGUACGUAUAGCAUUGAUUGUAUGCUGGCGUGUGCCCGUGUAUUUUACUAUUACAUAGGCGUCAAUAUGUUGUAGAGCUGUUUUAAUAAAGAAAAAAAUUAUAAAAUACCUACUCGA